Molecule: messenger RNA, 666 nt
Organism: Brassica oleracea var. oleracea
Lineage: Eukaryota; Viridiplantae; Streptophyta; Magnoliopsida; Brassicales; Brassicaceae
Exons: 2
Coding region: 1-666 (221 amino acids)
Source: RefSeq, a predicted model, not a curated record
AUGGUGAGAGGAUCAGCGGAAGACGGGUAUGAGCGACUGCCUUCAUAUUUGGAGCAAAUCAAGGCAGCAAAUCCGGGUUCUAUCACAGCUAUAGAACUUGAUUCUCUGAAUAGAUUUAAGUAUCUAUUUCUUGCUUUUGGAGCUUCGAUCAGAGGAUUUAAGUAUCAGAGAAGGGUCAUUGUGGUAGAUGGGACUCACCUAAGUGGGAAGUAUGGGGGUACUAUGUUGGUUGCAGCCGCACAAGACGGUAAUUUUCAGAUAUAUCCAUUGGCUUUUGGGAUCGUAGAUGGUGAGAAUGAUGAAUCUUGGGAAUGGUUUUUCACAAAAUUGGCGAGCUGUGUAUCUGAUGAGUAUCCUCUGGUGAUAGUCUCCGACAGGCACGCCUCCAUUAUAAAUGCGUGUGCUGCUUAUGCUCAUACACUUUACGAUUUUGAUCGGUACAUGGAUGAGAUACGGAGUGCAAAUCCGGAUCUUGCUGAUUAUCUGGAGGAAGCCGAUGUGACCCUAUGGUCUAGGGUUCAUUGUCAGGGAGACAGGUACAACUUAAAAACGAGCAAUAUCGCUGAAUCAAUUAACUCCGCACUGAAGCGAGCAAGAGGAUUUCCUAUUCAGUUCCUGCUGGAGUUCAUAAGGGACUGGUUAGUCGUCCAGAAGACCUUUAAGUAA